UCAGGGGAAAUACCUACCUAUCGUCUCGUGGUUUGAACGAGACAGACAGACAUGCAGACUGUCAUUUGUGACUCUCUCUCUCUCUCUCUCUCUCUCUCUCUCUCUCUCUCUCUCUCUCUCUCUCUCUCACACACACACACACACACACACACAGGAGAGAACAACAAAUAUAUACAACAUUCAUAAUAAUAAUGAUAAUUGGUAACGUGAGCUGAGACCUUUCGAGUAAUCUUGUCGAGAAAUGAGUCAGAGAUAAGCGAGCGACGUCAGGAACCAUCCCGGCACGUCCUACAUGAUAUACUUAGAUGGACAGAUAACUUGAUGGUAGGUUGGAUUAAGUAGGUAGGUAGGUAGGUGAGCAGGUUAGAUUAAGUAGGUAGGUAGGUAGGAAUAAAUAGCUAGGUGGGCAGGUUGGAUUAAGUAGAUAUAUAAGUAGGUAUGUAGUAGAUAUGUAGGUAGAUGUAUAAACAAACACGGAUAAAAAAAGUGUUGGUAUGUAUAAUAUAAUAUUACCUAUACAUGUGGAUAAAUACAUUAUAUUGAUUAUAUAUAAUUAGUACUAAACGUCAGAAAUUCCAAUAUGAGUAUAUUCAUGCAAAAAUCAUCCACACCUCUCUUGUUACUGUUUUUUAUAAAUAAAGUAAUAACAGUAGUGAUAGUGGUAGUUGUAGUAGUGGUCAUGAUUAUAAUAAUUACAUAAAUUUACGUAAAUAUGAUUGCAGAAAUUAAGUGAAGAUGAUAGUAAUAAUAAUAAUAUUAAUAAUAAUAAUAAUAGCAAUAAUAGUUCAAUAACAGUACAAUAAUUAUAAUGAUAGUAGUCAUAAUACCGUCCUCAGUGAUUACUCUCAAGAUAAUGAUAUGGGAAUGAUUUCACUUUCGGUUUAUCUUCAAAGGGAAGGAGAGAGAGAGAGAGAGAAAUAAUCUUAGGUGCUCUUGAGGCAAGCUGAGUAACCAGGGAUUAGAAAAUCCUUAAGUGAAGCUUUAUUUCUUGAGAGUCCUCCUUUGGAUCUUGAGCGUGAGUAAGCGUAAGCGUGUCUCUGAAAGCUUUAAUUCACGUGAGAGAAUGAUUGGUGCGUGCGCGAUAAGCUUUGGUUUUGAAGCUUAAAAUUCCUCGGUGCUAAGUUCUGUUGAUCCUCGGAAUAAAAUCGUGACUCUGAAGCUUUGAUCCGCUUGGGAAAAACUUGGCCGCCCGGAAGAUAAGCUGGACUAGUGGGACAGACUCGGCAGUCAUGUGGAGAGUGCCAGCGUGAUGGGUGGAACAGGCUCAGCAGUCAUGUGGAGAGUGCCAGUGUGAUAGGGUGGAACAGGCUCAGCAGUCAUGUGGAGAGUGCCAGUGUGAUAAGGUGGAACAGGCUCAGCAGUUAUGUGGAGAGUGCCAGUGUGAUAAGAUGGAACAUGCUUAGCAGUCAUGUGGAGAGUGCCAGCGUGAUAAGGUGGAACAUGCUUGGCAGUCAUGUGGAGAGUGCCAGUGUGAUAAGGUGGAACAUGCUUGGCAGUCAUGUGGAGAGUGCCAGUGUGAUUAGGUGGAACAUGCUUGGCAGUCAUGUGGAGAGUGCCAGUGUGAUAAGGUGGAACAUGCUUGGCAGUCAUGUGGAGAGUGCCAGUGUGAUAAGGUGGAACAUGCUUGGCAGUCAUGUGGAGAGUGCCAGCGUGAUAUGGUGGAACACGCUUGGCAGUCAUGUGGAGAGUGCCAGCGUGAUAUGGUGGAACAUACUUGGCAGUCAUGUGGAGAAUGCCAGCGUGAUUUGGUGGAACAUGCUUGGCAGUCAUGUGGAGAGUGCCAGCUUGAUAUGGUGGAACAUGCUUGGCAGUCAUGUGGAGAGUGCCAGCGUGAUAUGGUGGAACAUGCUUGGCAGUCAUGUGGAGAGUGCCAGCGUGAUAUGGUGGAACAUACUUGGCAGUCAUGUGGAGAGUGCCAGCGUGAUAUGGUGGAACAUACUUGGCAGUCAUGUGGAGAGUGCCAGUGUGAUAAGGUGGAACAGGUUUGGCAGUCAUGCGGAGAGUGCCAGUGUAAUAAAGUGGAACAGGCUCGACAGUCCUGUGCAAAGUGCUAGCGGUAAAGUGGAACAGAUUUGGCCGUGUGGAGAGUGGCACCAUCAAAAGUGGAACGGCCUUGGCAGUCCUGUGGAGAGUGCCUGCGUGAAAAGGUGGAACAGGCCCGGCAGUUAUGUGGAGAGUGCCUGCAUGAAAAGGUGGAACGGCCUUGGCAGUCCUGUGGAGAAUGCCAGCGUGAAAAGGUGGAACAGGCCCGGCAGUCAUGUGGAGAGUGCCAGUGUGAUAAGGUGGAACAGGCCCGGCAGUCAUGUUGAGAGUGCCAGCGUGAUGGGUGGAACAGGCUCGGCAGUCAUGUGGAGAGUGCCAGUGUGAUAAGGUGGAACAAGCCUGGCAGUCAUGUGGAGAGUGCCAGUGUGAUAAGGUGGAACACGCCCGGCAAUCAUGUGGAGAGUGCCAGUGUGAUAAGGUGGAACGGCCUGGGCAGUCAUGUGGAGAGUGCCAACGUGAUAAGGUGGAACAGGCUUGGCAGUCAUGUGGAGAGUGCCAACGUGAUAAGGUGGAACAGGCUUGGCAGUCAUGUGGAGAGUGCCAGCGUGAUAAGGUGGAACAGGCUUGGCAGUCAUGUGGAGAGUGCCAGCGUGAUAAGGUGGAACAGGUUUGGCAGUCAUGUGGAGAGUGCCAGCGUGAUAAGGUGGAACAGGCUUGGCAGUCAUGUGGAGAGUGCCAACGUGAUAAGGUGGAACAGGCUUGGCAGUCAUGUGGAGAGUGCCAGCGUGAUAAGGUGGAACAGGCUUGGCAGUCAUGUGGAGAGUGCCAACGUGAUAAGGUGGAACAGGCUUGGCAGUCAUGUGGAGAGUGCCAGCGUGAUAAGGUGGAACAGGCUUGGCAGUCAUGUGGAGAGUGCCAAUGUGAUAAGGUGGAACAGGCUUGGCAAUCAUGUGGAGAGUGCCAACGUGAUAAGGUGGAACAGGUUUGACAGUCAUGUGGAGAGUGGAAAUGUAAUUGGGUGGAACAGGCUUGGCAGUCAUGUGGAGAGUGCCAGCGUGAUAAGGUGGAACAGGUUUGGCAGUCAUGUGGAGAGUGCCAGCGUGAUAAGGUGGAACAGGCUUGGCAGUCAUGUGGAGAGUGCGAGCGUGAUAAGGUGGAACAGGCUUGGCAGUCAUGUGGAGAGUGCCAAUGUGAUAAGGUGGAACAGGCUUGGCAGUCAUGUGGAGAGUGCCAAUGUGAUAAGGUGGAACAGGCUUGGCAGUCAUGUGGAGAGUGCCAGCGUGAUAAGGUGGAACAGGCUUGGCAGUCA
Messenger RNA from Eriocheir sinensis (Chinese mitten crab), 3292 nucleotides. RefSeq lists its product as uncharacterized. The transcript is spliced from 3 exons. The record is from RefSeq and is a predicted model, not a curated record. NCBI's taxonomy places the organism in Eukaryota, Metazoa, Arthropoda, Malacostraca, Decapoda, Varunidae. The coding region runs from base 1396 to 2367 and encodes 323 amino acids.